AUGGCAGACCCUCCCGAGAGCAAGGAGUUGCGGGCACCGGAGGACGGCCUGGUAGCUGUCACGGUCGACGACACAACAACCCACGAUGCCAUCUCUCCACACGUCGACACGGACGAGGCCGCCGCCAACGAGAAGAAGCAAGUCCGAGACGGCGGCGACGGAGCCGCCGAGCUGAGCCGCGGCACCGGCCUCGCGGCGACAAAGAGCUAUGCGACAGACACGAGCGUGGCGACGACAAUGGCCGCGACAAGGUCCCGGACCGGAGCCGAGGAGCAGGGCUCGAGGACGUGGCGCCAGCGGGUGAAUCCGCUGCGAUGGGGCCGGAUCCCCGAGGUUCCAGAGGAGCGCAUCGUGUCUCGAGAGCACGGGGCGAGUUUCCUGAGCAGGUUGACGUUUCAGUGGAUGACGCCCCUCAUGACGACAGGCUACAAGCGCCGGCUCCAACCCGGCGACAUCUGGACCGUCAACCCGGACCGGGCCGUCGAGCCCAUGACGGCGCGGGUGCGCGAGGCCUUCCGGCGCCGCGUCUCGGCCGGCGACAAGCAUCCGCUCUUCUGGGCGCUCCACGACAGCUUCACGCUCGAGUUCUGGCUCGGCGGCCUCUUCGCGCUGCUCGGCACCCUGCCCCAGGUCAUUGCGCCCUUUACCCUGCGCUUCCUCAUCCAGUUCGCCGCCGACGCCUACCGCGCCAGCGUCGAGCAGCGGCCGCCGCCGCCCAUCGGUCGCGGCGUCGGGCUCGCCGUCGGCAUCACGGCCAUGCAGAUCGUGCAGAGCGUGUGCGUGAGCCACUUCAUCUACCGCGGCAUGAUGAUGGGCGGGCAGAGCCGGGCGGUCCUCAUCGGCAUGAUUUACGAAAAGGCCAUGGUUAUUUCGGGACGCGCGCGUGCCGGCGGUGUUGGGGGAGGAGAGGCGCAGGCUGGUGGUGGUGAUGGUGAUGCCGACGGUGAUGCUGCGACGGGCGAGAAACCAGGCCAGACAGAGGAAAAGAAGAAGAAGAAGGACAAGGACGCCAAGAAGAACGCCAAAGAUGCCCCCGGCAUCGGCUGGGCCAACGGGCGCAUCGUCAACCUCAUGAGCGUCGACACGUACCGCGUCGACCAAGCCUCGGCCCUUUUCCACAUGAUCUGGACGGCGCCCAUCCUCUGCCUCAUCACCCUCGUGCUGCUCCUCGUCAACCUGACGUACAGCGCGCUCGCCGGCUUCGCGCUGCUGGUGCUGGGCGUGCCGGCCCUGACGCGCGCCAUCCGCAGCCUGUUCCGCCGCCGCGAGGCCAUCAACAAGAUCACCGACCAGCGCGUCUCGCUGACGCAGGAGAUCUUGCAGUCGGUGCGCUUCGUCAAGUUCUUUGGCUGGGAAAGGGCCUUUCUCGACCGGCUGGGCCAGUUCCGUGCGCGCGAGAUUCACGCCAUCCAGGUGCUGCUGGCCAUCCGCAACGCCAUCAACGCCGUCAGCAUGUCGCUGCCCAUCUUUGCCUCGAUGCUGUCCUUUAUCGUCUACUCGCUGUCGCAUCACGACCUGUCGCCGGCCCAGGUCUUCUCCUCGCUGGCCCUGUUCAACGGCCUGCGCAUCCCGCUCAACCUGCUGCCCCUGGUCCUGGGCCAGGUCACCGACGCCUGGUCCUCGCUGUAUCGCAUCGAGCAGUUUCUCACCGAGGAGGAAAAGGACGAGGACGCCGUCGUGGACCUCGAGAGCCCGCACGCCAUCGAGCUGCGCGGCGCCGCCUUUACGUGGGAGAAGACGCCGUCGCAAGACCCCAACGUCGGGACACUGGCCGCGGGCAACAAGGCGUCGUCGGACAAGCCCGCAGAGACAAAGGACGGGCCCGAGGAGCGACGGGAGCCCUUCAAGCUGCAGGGCCUUGACCUGCAGGCCGGGCGCAACGAGCUCAUCGCCGUCAUCGGAUCCGUGGGCAGCGGCAAGAGCUCGCUGCUGGCGGCGCUGGCGGGCGACAUGCGCAAGACAAAGGGCGACGUCGUGUUUGGGGCGUCGCGGGCGUUUUGUCCGCAGUAUGCCUGGAUCCAGAACACGACGCUGCAGAACAACAUUACCUUUGGCAAGGACAUGGACAGGCGCUGGUACCGGAGGGUCAUCGAGGCAUGCGCCCUCGAGGCCGACCUCGACAUGCUGCCCAACGGCGACCAGACGGAAAUCGGCGAGCGCGGCAUCACCAUCUCGGGCGGGCAGAAGCAGCGGCUCAACAUUGCGCGGGCCAUCUACUUCGACGCCGACAUUGUGCUCAUGGACGACCCGCUCAGCGCCGUCGACGCGCACGUCGGGCGGCACAUCUUCGACGAGGCCAUCCUCGGCCUGCUGGGCGACAAGUGCCGCGUGCUGGCGACGCACCAGCUGUGGGUGCUGGCGCGCUGCGACCGCAUCGUGUGGAUGGAGGGCGGCGGCAUCGUGGCCGUCGGCACGUUUGACGAGCUGAUGCGGGAGCACAAGGGGUUCCGGGCGCUGAUGGAGACGGGGGCCGGAGAGGAGAAGAAGACGAAGCAGACGGACGACGACGACGACGACGACGAGAUCGAGACCGAGGCCGAGGGGGGCACGAAGACCAAGACGCGGAGGCGGGCCAAGAAGGGCGCGGCGCUGAUGCAGCAGGAGGAAAAGGCCGAGGCCAGCGUGCCGUGGUCCGUGUACGGCGCCUACGUCCGCGCGUCGGGCUCGCUGCUCAACGCGCCGCUGGUCUUCGUCACGCUCGUGCUGUCGCAGGCGGCCAACAUCAUGACCAGCCUGUGGCUGUCGUACUGGACGUCGGACCGCUUCGGCCUGUCGACGGGCCAGUACAUGGGCAUCUACGCCGGGCUCGGGGCCGCGCAGGCGCUGCUCAUGUUCCUCUUCUCCCUGCUGCUGUCCAUCCUGGGCACGCGGGCGUCGCGCGUCAUGCUGCGCCAGGCGGUGACGCGGGUGCUGCGCGCGCCCAUGGCCUUCUUCGACACGACGCCGCUCGGCCGCAUCACCAACCGCUUCUCGCGCGACGUCGACGUCAUGGACAACAACCUGACGGACGCCUUCCGCAUGUUCUACUUCACCCUGGCCAUGGUCACGGCCGUCUUCGCCCUCAUCGUCGCCUUCUUCCACUGGUUCGCCGUCGCCCUCGUCCCGCUGUACCUGCUCUUCGUCGUCGCCGCCUCCUACUACCGCGCCUCGGCCCGCGAGGUCAAGCGCUUCGAGUCGGUCCUGCGCUCCACCGUCUUCGCCCGCUUCGCCGAGGGCCUCAGCGGCGUCGCCUCCAUCCGCGCCUAUGGCCUGCGCCCGCGCUUCGUCGCCGACCUGCGCGCCGCCGUCGACGACAUGAACGCCGCCUACUACCUGACCUUUGCCAACCAGCGCUGGCUGUCGCUGCGCCUCGACAUGGUCGGCAACGCCCUCGUCUUCACCGUCGCCAUCCUCGUCGUCACUUCGCGCUUCAACGUCGACCCCUCCAUCAGCGGCCUGGUCCUCAGCUACAUCCUCGCCAUUGUCCAGAUGCUGCAGUUCUCCAUCCGCCAGCUGGCCGAGGUCGAGAACGGCAUGAACGCCGUCGAGCGCCUGCGCUACUACGGCACCGAGCUCGACGAGGAGGCUCCCGCCCACACCGUCGACGUCCGGCCCGAGUGGCCCGACCGCGGCGCCAUCGCCUUCGACGCCGUCGAGAUGCGCUACCGCCACGACCUGCCCCUCGUCCUCCGCGGCCUGUCCAUGCACGUCGCCGCCGGCGAGCGCGUCGGCAUCGUCGGCCGCACCGGCGCCGGCAAGAGCUCCAUCGUCAGCGCCCUCUUCCGCCUCGUCGAGAUCUCGGCCGGCUCCAUCACCAUCGACGGCCUCGACAUUGCCACCGUCGGCCUGCACGACCUGCGCUCCCGCCUCGCCAUCAUCCCCCAGGACCCGACCCUCUUCCGCGGCACCGUCCGCAGCAACCUCGACCCCUUUGGCGAGCACUCGGACCUCGAGCUCUGGUCCGCCCUGCGCCAGGCCGAUCUCGUCCCCGCCGACCCGUCCGCCGCCGAGGCCGCCGCUCCCCUGCCCCCUUCUACCUCCUCCUCCUCCUCCCCUGACACCUCGACAUCCUCCUCUUCCCCAUCCCCGCGCAUCCACCUCGACAGCGCCGUCGAGGAAGACGGCCUCAACUUCUCCCUCGGCCAGCGCCAGCUCAUGGCCCUGGCCCGCGCCCUCGUCCGCGGCUCGCAAAUCAUCGUCUGCGACGAGGCCACCUCGUCCGUCGACAUGGAGACGGACGACAAGGUCCAGCGCACCAUGGCCACGGCCUUUCGCGGCAAGACGCUGCUGUGCAUCGCCCACCGCUUGCGCACAAUCAUCGCCUACGACCGCAUCUGCGUCAUGGACGCCGGCCGCAUCGCCGAGCUCGACUCGCCGCGCGCCCUGUGGCACCGCAACGGCAUCUUUCGCGCCAUGUGCGACCGCAGCGGCAUCCGCCUCGCCGACCUCGAGGCCGCCAGCAACGCCGUCUCGGGCCGCCAAACAGCCGCCGUGGGCAAGGCUCCCUGA
Hirsutella rhossiliensis is the source of this 4488-nucleotide messenger RNA. Its product is annotated as ABC transporter transmembrane domain-containing protein. Gene Ontology annotation, cellular component: membrane. Bases 1 to 4488 code for a protein of 1495 amino acids. Gene Ontology annotation, molecular function: ATP binding; ABC-type transporter activity; ATP hydrolysis activity. Gene Ontology annotation, biological process: transmembrane transport. The record is from RefSeq and is a predicted model, not a curated record. The transcript has 3 exons. NCBI's taxonomy places the organism in Eukaryota, Fungi, Ascomycota, Sordariomycetes, Hypocreales, Ophiocordycipitaceae.